GUUAUAUACACACUAGGAAUUCCAGCAGGCGCGGCCUUCGAGUCUCUGUGCGCCUAGCUUGCCAACGGCACGCCUGCGCAACGCAAAAGGCGUCUCUGCAAGCACUCAACGACGACGGCGAGGUGUGGGCGCGAGCGCCGCCCUUGCCAGCGCGGUACUGAGCAGUAGGCGAGUCGCCGCGCCGCCGCCGCGCGCAGCACGAUGGCCGGGAGAGAAGGCGCCAUCACGGUCUCGGACAAGGUCGAGUCCGGCGAGACCGACGGGCCCCAGGUGACCGUAGUGGUACAUCCGCUCGUGCUACUGUCGACGGUGGACCACUACACGCGAGUAGCAAAAGACACGAAGAAGCGCGUCGUUGGCGUGCUCUUAGGGACGAGGAGUAGAGGUAGCGUGGACGUGACGAACAGCUUCGCGGUACCGUUCGAGGAGGACGCGAAAAAUAACUCCAUAUGGUACCUCGACCACAACUACCUCGAGACCAUGUACCGCAUGUACAAGAAGGUCAACGCGCGCGAGAUCAUCGUCGGGUUUUACUCGACAGGUCCAAAGAUCAAGGAGAACGACAUUAAAAUUGACGAAUUAGUCCGAGCCUACUGCCCGCAGCCGGUCUUCGUGAUCAUCGACGUGCGGCCCGAGAACGAGGCCAUCCCGACGACGGCUUAUGUGAGUGUGGAAGAGGUCGAGAGCGAUUCGAAAGCCGCCCGCAAGGAAAUUAGGCGGACGUUCAAGCACGUCAGUAGCAUGAUCGGAGCUUACGAGGCCGAGGAGGUCGGUGUGGAGCAUUUGUUGCGAGAUGUCAACGACCCCACGGUGUCCACCUUAGCAUCGCAGAUCAAGCACAAGAUGACGGGUCUGACCGCGUUAAGGUCAAGACUGGCCGAGAUGAAGGCCUACCUCGAGGCCGUCGUGGCGGAAAAGAUCCCGGCGAAUAACCAGAUCUUGUACAACUGCCAGGCCAUAUUUAACCUGAUGCCGAACUUAAAUCAAGAUGCAUUGGUCGAGUCGAUGCUCGUGAAGACCAAUGAUUAUCAUUUGGCCGUCUACUGCGCAUCUCUGGUCCGAUGCAUCAUCGCGUUGCAUGAACUCGUGAACAACAAGAUCCAGAAUAAGAGAUUAGAGGAGGAGGAGGAGGCCAAGGCCGAGGAGUCGAAGAAAGACGACGAGAAAAAAGAGGAGGACAAGAAGGAGGGCUCGGACAAGGACAAGGAGGCCGAGGCGCCGGCCUCGGCGGCGAAGAAGCCCUAGUGGAUCCCCCUGUUGUUUUUCUCGGUAACUUAACAAACAGAACACACUAGUUC
Pelagomonas calceolata is the source of this 1298-nucleotide messenger RNA. NCBI's taxonomy places the organism in Eukaryota, Pelagophyceae, Pelagomonadales, Pelagomonadaceae. The record is from the annotation of a GenBank genome assembly.